Molecule: messenger RNA, 492 nt
Organism: Aspergillus chevalieri
Lineage: Eukaryota; Fungi; Ascomycota; Eurotiomycetes; Eurotiales; Aspergillaceae
Product: DUF3602 domain-containing protein
Exons: 1
Coding region: 1-492 (163 amino acids)
Source: RefSeq, a predicted model, not a curated record
AUGCCUGCCUCCACGAAUUACCACGUCAUUGAACCUCAUCCCUCCGUCCCUCAUACCUCCCGGCCGGCCAUCCAUACAGCUCGCGGCGGUGCUGGCAAUGUCAUCAGCCUGAAGAACACAAAGACCACCGAUUCCCGUAAUGCCUCCGGUCCGCCUUCUCUGACUCGCCUGGACUCUCGUGUCCCUCGCACCUUCAAGUCCGGUCGUGGCGGUGCUGGAAACGUCCACAGCAGUAGUGAGCGUGCUAUGUUCAGCUUCGACGAGGAAUUGGAACGCGAAUUGCGUCGUGUGGCUCCUGUCUACCAUGUUGGUCGUGGCGGCGCCGGUAACAUGAUCCACAAUGAUACUUCCGGCUCGUCGUCCCUCAGUCGCAUGUUCUCCGGCAGCAGCUCGGGCACCAGCAGCAGCUCCCUCUCGAUGGGUGAUCAAGUUCGCGACAAGGCCAUCCAUGGUCUGCAAAAGGGCUGGGGCAAGUUGAGAGGUGUGGCUUAA